Messenger RNA from Synchiropus splendidus (mandarinfish), 1786 nucleotides. RefSeq lists its product as uncharacterized. The record is from RefSeq and is a predicted model, not a curated record. Bases 251 to 1405 code for a protein of 384 amino acids. NCBI's taxonomy places the organism in Eukaryota, Metazoa, Chordata, Actinopteri, Syngnathiformes, Callionymidae. The transcript has 7 exons.
CCACAAAGAAGGUGUCUGUGCUCCACUUACUUCAACAUAUUGCCUGAGAUGAGAAGGCAGGAAGAGACGACUCUGACGUCACUCCGCCCAGGUAAGCGCUGGCCACGCCCCUUUGCGCAGGUUGACGCCUGCGACGUGUCCGAGCACGGGAGGGCUGCUGACACAAGUGCACUUUGGAUUCCUCGCGUUACAUUCGCAUUUCUGAAAAUUCGACACCCAAGAGUCUGCCAGUACUCAAGCCACCACAACGAUGGAAGCAGAACCAACAGACAAGCCCCGACCAUCACACGGUCAGCUGAUCUACGUCCCUCACAAGGACACGGUUCGUCUGCUGGAGGUCUACGUGAAGAGAAGUCUGAGCCUAAAUGAUGGGACCCUCGGAGCUCAUUUGUCUCACAGGAAAGAAAAGUGGGUGAUGCCGAAAAGACCAAGGAGACACUCCAGUGAUCCCUCUCUUCACGUGGGGGAGAGUGUUAGCAACGAGGAAAUUGGGGUGUUUGCCGCAUCUGAACUGGAGAAACAACUUGAGGGUGCAGAGCGAAAGAGUAAAAAACCCAAAAAGAAGGCAUCAUUGUGGAAAAACUUUGUUAGUUUUUUCUCCCGGAAGAUAGCGGACAUCGAGGAGGAGCCAGAGAGUUCAGCAGAGGAGCCUGACCCCAUGGCCUCCUGUGUGCCUACAACCCCCAAUGUGUCCAUGCGGAAGAAAAAGUCGUCACGGAAAAAGAGUCUCAGGAGACACUUCUCCAAAAAACGUUUGUCCCUGAUCAAGCUGGACAAGGAGGAGUCGUGUGUCACUGCGGUGGACGCGGUGAGUGUGGAAUCCACAUACUCCUACUAUGAGAAGGUGUCUGAGGAGCUGGAUAAAAUCAUCCAUGAAGUCAAAGAGGAAGUUCCUGCAUCAACAAACGAUACCGAUUUAUCAAAUUACUCAAGUCAACGUGUGGCGGCAAGGAAGACCUCAGGCGGGCUGAUCAAGGUGUCAGAGGAGCUGGAAAAAAUCCUCCUUGACGUCAAAGAGAAAAAGGAGGCUCCAGCUUUAACAAAGGUGGAGAUCCAGCAGCUCAUCGCCAUUACCAUGAAAGAAGGAGAUGCUAUCAACGAUAAGAUCAAAGAAAACAAGGCGCUGAGUAACUUCUUCGAGCAAAUGUCGUACUCAGCAUUCCAGAAAUUAGCUGACGUUUACAUUGAGAGCGAGGCCACACCAACAUACAGCCCUCCCACCGUUCUGCCAACGGCACCCGAGCUGGUGAAACUGGCCUUCACACUAGACUUCACAGCCAGGAUCGCAGCCCUCUCCAAACAGAAUGUCAGUCACAUCACCAGCCUCGGGAACAGAUACCUACGGGACCGAUUUGAGUACCAGCAGGCCUGCACUGACCACCCCUGGUCAGAGACUGACGAUUGAAGAACUGAAACCAAAAAUAACUUUUGCUUUUUAAGUUUUUUUUUCUGGAAAAUUGUGAAUCUAUCUGUAUGUCUGAGAAUAUUUCCAGUUGUGCAACAGGAUGUGUGCUGGCAAACCAGACAAGUGACUUUGGGAGUUCACCAAGUGUGGCGAAAUUGAUGGGGUUAUGUGAGAAAAAAUAUGUGAAAUACACUACACUGAACGUGUUGUUUACUGUGCCAUCAUUAUUUUUGUAUGAGAGAUGGAUUUGACUGUGAAUGCUGGCAUUCCUGUUCGAGCUGAAUAAAUGUUUUUUCACUAAAUACAGAGUAAUGUUUUGUUUAUGACCGAAGGAUCACAAAAGUGAAUGUGUCGCACAUCACUUUCUGUUUGCUUUGUGAU